GCGCUCCCGCCUACCCUCUGGUCCGGGCCGCUCUCCAGGGCGUCUGUAAACACAGCCAGAGCCUGUCAUGGAGGGGGAGGAGGAGGCGGUGGCGGCGAAGGGAGGCGUUCUGGGCCGCCUCCAGGGUCCGCUCUGCCAUUCCUGAACUGGUCCCUCAUUCCCGUGACUGUGGCAUCAGGGAAGGGAACUGUUAGGCAAGAGAAGGGGGCAGUCAGAACCAUAUCCCCUUCUUCCCCCGGGGCGGGGCCGGGCCGGGCCAGACCGGCUGAGCAGAGGGAGGGUCGGGGGAGGGAGCGCCCGACCGGGCCGGCCUGUCUGCCGAGAUGGAUGACAGUAAGGUGGUUGGAGGCAAAGUGAAGAAGCCUGGCAAACGCGGUCGAAAGCCAGCCAAAAUCGACUUGAAGGCCAAACUCGAGAGGAGCCGACAGAGUGCAAGAGAGUGUCGGGCCAGGAAAAAACUGAGGUACCAGUAUUUGGAAGAGUUGGUAUCCAGUCGGGAAAGAGCCAUUUGUGCCCUCAGAGAGGAACUGGAAAUGUACAAGCAGUGGUGCAUGGCAAUGGACCAAGGAAAAAUCCCUUCUGAAAUAAAGGCCCUACUCACUGGAGAAGAGCAGAGCAAAUCUCAGCAGAACUCAAACAGGCACAUGAAAGCUGGGAAGACAGAAGCUAACAGCAAUUCCUGGUGAAGAUCAUAUAAAAUGAUGAGUUGGUGGUUGAAGCCAAUAUUCUGAUUCCUAAGGAGGAUGGAUGGGCAAGAUUACUCCUUGGCUCCAUUUACUACCUACUGCCUAGUCAUCUCUGUAAAUCUGCAGUUUCUACCAAAAUGUGCGAUCAUAGAUCUCAAAGGAUUUUGCUUUAAUCUUCAACACUUAAAAAUUUACAAACAUUCAGACCUGUUCUUGCUGGUAUUGCCACCCAUGGCAUUUAACAUGUUGCAAUGCUUGAAAGCACAGGAGUAGAGAGAAUGGGUGAAGAUUGUAUUUUUGCACCUCAACUCCACAUUGCUUUAUUGGUUAAUUUAUAUUCUUUCCAUGUAAUUCAUGUAAUUGUAUGUGUGUUUAGGUGUCACCUCCUUUCAUGUUUUUGAUUCCCCUACAAAGAGAAACCAAAUGGGCUGAUUACUGACUGUAAGUUCUUAGCCUUUAUGGACCUAAUCUUAUUUCUUAAUAUUUACUUGAGUAAUGUUUAUUUUCUGCAUAACCAUGAUUUCUCCUGUGAGCCAUUCCAGCAUAAGCUGUGAAUAUGUAUUAACAAAUAUAUACAUUUCUAUUUUUAUAAUCCAUAAUGAUAUGCCUAUUUUAAAUAAUGUACACUUUAACCAAAUCCAUCAAGAAAGCCCUUAAGAUAGCCUCUAUUUAAAACUUUUUUUGCUGUCUUCUAAAACUGUAUUUUUAAAAGUUUGCUAGGGCCUAAUCCAUACUUGGAGAAUCAUUAAUCAAACUUUAUUUUUAAACAAGAAGUAACCUGUUAGGCAUUUCAGCAGCAUACAUCAUCUUGACAACCCAGAGUACAAAUAUAUGUAUGUGUUUCUAUUGUAUGUCUAUAUAUAUGUGUGUAUGGGGAGGGCCGGAGUGAAUAUUCACACACAUUUCAUUGUGUGGUCAACUAACUUGGAGAAUUUUUCUAAAGAAAAUAGGAUGAAAUUAGCUGCUGAGAUGGAGUUUCUGCCUCAAGAGAUCUGGAACGAAAUGAGGGACAGAUUGCUGGUAGAUCUAAUGGCUAUAGCCAUAACCACCGGAACACUUCGUUUCUUCCCUGACUUGAGUUUCCUGAUGAAUGUAUUCUGAGCCAGAAAGAAACACACUGUGGGUGUGCGUUGGGUUCAGCCCUGGCUGUGCCUUCUCUCUGGAGUGAAGCACUGGAGCCAGAGGCCACACAGCACCGCCCCUUGUGGGCCUGGCAGGAGUGGCAAAGGGCAGAGUUCUCUCUAGCUCCCAUCACAGCUGCUUUUGCUUUCUUCCUGGCUGCCAAAUGGAGUGAUGGCUGAGGAUCCACGCUCAUAAUAUGAUACACUCAGACCUGGGAAUCUUUCGAUUUCCCCAUUGAGACACUUUAUCACUCUUUUCUCUUUCCCAUAGUUGAAUCAGGAGUUGUGUUCUCUGUUGCUGCUAAAUUAUAAUUUCCCUUUGUGCUAAUGAAGCAAACAUUUGGCUUCCAAACAAAAUAUUUUGUGUUAUGAAAUAGCAGUUUAAGAGGAGGCAUCAUAGUCUAGAUUGUCUAUGAGGUGGAACAGGAGAUGGACCACGUAGUUUCAGGUGACAGGGUACUUCCCCUUCUUCUUAGGCCAUGUGUUAGAAUUAAGUGCCUCCCCUUAGCCUGAGUUCCUAAAGAUCUGUUGUGCUUGGGUCACAGAUUCAGAUCUUUAGUCUAGUUUUGCGUGACGACUGAUAAACCACUAGCCCAGUCUGUUGGGUCUCUCUGUGUUUUGGAGGACUGGGGGUUUAAGGGUAUUUAAUGUGUUUUUACAGUCACAAAUGUAGAUAGGUUAAAGAUUGUUAAUAUUCAGGCCUUCAGAAUUUAAGUGUUUUAGAUAUAAUGUCCAGAUUUUAAUGGGUAUGUUUUUGCCAUCUGGUCUACUCAAAUGUAUAUUUUUAUUUUGCAAAACAACCCAAGACUUACUCUGUGUUGCUUUGUUCAGUAUCUUUUGAAUUCCUCAGAAGAGUUGUUUUCAAAGCAAACAUUCCAAAUGAAUGUGGCUCUUCAAUGGAAUGUCUCAUUGUGCUUGAAGUGUUUCUUCUUUGGUUGUGAUUUCAAAUUACAGGCUCAUUUGAGCUACUCCCCCACCCCCACCCCCUGCCCAGUACCUUUAUAAAAGCAGCGACUUUAUCCUCAGGUAGAGAAUGUGUAAUUUUAGAUGGAAGUAAAUUACAAUUUAUUUGAGUUUAUUCCUGAACCUAUCUAUUUGGUAUUUGGAGUAGAUGAGACCAAGAGAAAGUUCCUUGGUCUUAAAAAGGAAUGUUAAGAUUGCUUUAGGUAUUGUGCUAGCUGCACGCUUUGGCCACUUGAAGCAUGUUAAUAAACAUCACUGAUGAAAACAGCUUGAGCAUUUCUUCCCCCAUUCCAGUGACAGGGCAUCACACUGAAAUCCUAGCAUCUCUCACUUACCUAUAAGGACAACACAGCUGAGAGAGGACACAGGAGGAUGGGAGAGUCAGUGAGCUCAGUGCCCCUGGCCCUGUUCUGCUGUUCUCCUUGCUCUCUGAGUAGACAGAGUAAUGUUUCCUUUUUUUUUUUUUUCUUUUUUUCCAAAGAAAGGAAAAUAACGGGGGAAAUAUAUUUAUGUAUUUAGACCAAUCAUAUUCUGUCAUUAAUUUAGCAUAGACCUGCUGUAAAUUAGAGCAACUGAGUAUAAUAUGGAAUAAGUUUGACUAGGUCAAGUUUUAGUUGAAGUUCUUAAAAAUUUUUGUCUCUUUUAUCUGAAAUCUAAUAUAUCUAAAUCAGAAUCUGUCUCGCUGCAGCAAAUUCAUGUCACUGUUUACCAGCUAAUUGACAGUAUUUAUCAGCAUCACCAUUUAGCAUUUUAUAUUGUCAUCUUUGAAUUGUGAUAGGCUUGAUUUGGCUCAUUAAAAAAAGCAUAGGUUUAAACUGAACUUUUAGUUAAAAUAAAAGCAAAUAAAAUUUAAAAACAAAUGUGACAUUUCAUUAUAAGUCACUUGCAUAUUAUCAAUUACAUUUUUAGUUUUAAAAGGGGGAAAUUACUACUAGACCACAUGGUAUUUGGGGACAUUGAAGGAAUUUUUCUUUCUCUGAAGAGCCUUGUACAAUUAUAUUUUUAUGAAAAAUAAAAUAUCUUCACCAGAGA
Molecule: messenger RNA, 3802 nt
Organism: Sus scrofa (pig)
Lineage: Eukaryota; Metazoa; Chordata; Mammalia; Artiodactyla; Suidae
Gene: CREBL2
Product: cAMP responsive element binding protein like 2
Biological process (GO): regulation of DNA-templated transcription
Cellular component (GO): nucleus
Molecular function (GO): DNA-binding transcription factor activity
Source: RefSeq, a predicted model, not a curated record